AUGAUCUCUUCACUCAAACUCCAGGUGAUGGCGGCCCUCGUCGGUCUCAGCAGCGCCGUCACUACUGACGGCAACUUCACAGUUGCCAUGGUCCGCAGCGCACCUCCCAACUGGCCCAUGCCGUUGAUGAACAUGGACUGGACCGGCGUCACCCUCAACAUCGGCCAGACGGUCGAUUACGGCAUCGAGCUCAUCCAGAAGGCCGCAGCAGAGGGCGCUGACCUUAUCACGUUUCCCGAGCUGUGGUUUCCAGGCUUCCCCAAGGGUAAUGCCAUGAAUAACUGGACUGUGGACUACCUCCCCAGCUACAUUGAAAACUCCCUCACUAUUGGAGACGCAAACUGGAACCGCAUUGUCGACGCCAUCGCCCAUGCCCAGAUCUACGGUGGUCUGGCAUACUCCGAGCGCCUGGGUGACCACAUCUACAUGACGCAGACGCUGCUCGCCCCCAACGGCAGCAUCAUCAACCACCGCCACAAGCUGCGUCCCUCCGGCUCCGAGAGAUGGUUCUUCACCGACGGCAACAUCAGCGAGAUCAAGGUGGUCGCGACGCCUCACGGCCGCAUCGGCCAGCUCGAGUGCGGUGAACACAUGUAUCACACCACGCGCUACCUGAUGGGCGCCCAGGUCGAGCACUUGCAUCUCGGGCCCUUCCCAUACCUGCAGGAUGAGGGCGAGGAGUCCCUUUGGUGGGAGAACGUCUUGGUCGAGGCCGCCAACGGCCGCGCAUAUGCCGGGAUGAGCGGUGCCUACAACUUCAUGGCCGCCAUCGGCGCUGCCCGCGCCUUCGACCCCCUCGGCAGCACUAUUGCCAGCAUCGACGCUGCCGUGAACAUGACCGAGACCCCCCUGCUCUACGCCUCUGCCAACACUACAUCCUUCAAUCUCACCGAAACGUACAGGAUCAAUGGCCAGACCAGCUGGGGUAUACUGAAGGAGAUUUACGACGGCUUCCCGGAGUACAUCCCCCGUGAGGAGGGCAAUGUGGUGGGCUACCGCGAGAAAAGCGUGGAAUGGCUGAUGACCGGCGCUUUGACUACUGAGGUUGGCGAAUCGUUCGACCAAUGA
Molecule: messenger RNA, 1068 nt
Organism: Colletotrichum karsti
Lineage: Eukaryota; Fungi; Ascomycota; Sordariomycetes; Glomerellales; Glomerellaceae
Exons: 2
Coding region: 1-1068 (355 amino acids)
Molecular function (GO): catalytic activity
Source: RefSeq, a predicted model, not a curated record